Molecule: messenger RNA, 1716 nt
Organism: Diaporthe amygdali
Lineage: Eukaryota; Fungi; Ascomycota; Sordariomycetes; Diaporthales; Diaporthaceae
Exons: 3
Coding region: 1-1716 (571 amino acids)
Source: RefSeq, a predicted model, not a curated record
AUGGCAUCAAAAUUGGACUGCGUUCCACCAGAGAUCCUCGUGCGCAUUGCGGGGAUCCUCGACACUGCGCACCCAGCCAGCCUUCUGGCCUUUGCGUGCGCCAACAAGGGAUGCUAUGUCAUUGCGAGUGUUUUUUUGUACCGUACGAUCAAGAUCACCAUCGAUGAGGGGCAGCAGCUAGCACAUGACGUGAAAACCUUGGAGAUGAUGCUUCAACGUGACGACAGCUUUGCACACGUUCGCCGCCUUAUCCUCCUCUGCAAGAGCCCAGGGACACGCUAUCGCUACAUAUCGCUCGACCCGUGCGAGCGAAUGGAGGAUGAUCUGAAACUACGAGGAUGCUGGGAUCUCUACCGCUCAGAAUCGCAUCUAUGGCCGUCCAACACCGGCCGCAUAGCUGACAUGCAAAGAUUGCGGCCUCCGCGGUUGAAGAGGAUAUACCUCUGGAAGAAUAGCAGUGGGAUCGGGUGGGAUUCAGAUAAGUGCCAGAGGCCGCAAUCCGUGCUUCGCGAGCAUAUUCAGCUGGACGGGCCAGAGUCUCCCCGUUCUGUGCCAACCGACUUAGUGUCCACUCGAACAUUCGGCGACAUGUCUGCACUGCGGGUACUCAAGCUCUACAUCGUCGUUUCUCCAAAGAGCCUGCCACCACCAGAGAUUUUUACCUCGCUGGUCACCUUGACUCUCACAUGUAGCACGGAUGCCAACUCUCGAUCCAAGCAAAGUUGGACUUAUACUGCCUUCUUCCUACGACACCUCCCACGCCUCGCCACCCUGCAGCUCCGAGAAUGGGACCGGCGUCAAAGCAUCCAGCCAUGCCUUGGUUCGAACCUGCGGACCCUGGAACUCUCCACGCGUCGGCGGAGCUCAAUUUGGGAGCCUCUGAAAGACGAUAUCCUCCGUCAUAUUGCCAAGUGCUCCCCUCAUCUCGAGAGCCUCGCCGUAGAGGUCCGGCGCUCACGCGGGGACGCGGCCGAGGUAGCGCGUUAUCGAACUUUAGGACGCCUGCCCCGGCUCCGGCAUCUUGAUCUAACACUGGACGCAGCACCUCCAGGUUUCUUCUAUAGCUGGGAUGCGAACGGCGUCAUGACUCACUAUGACACGGGCAUUGAGACAUGGUUCGACGAACAGGACAAAAAGUACCUAGACGGAAAUCUCCACCCGCUCCGCGAGGGCCACGCGCGCGACUUCCUCGUCAACAGCGCCAUCGACGCGGCCCUGGCGCGCUCCAUUUUCGAGGUCAUCGACGGCGCCAAAGCGAAGAGGCCUGACGGGCUGGCGCCAGUGUCGCUGGAACGGCUCAGCUUGCGCGUCUCGGGAGGUAGCUCUUUCAAGGAGCGACGCGCGGUAAACUCACCUACAGGCUAUGUCUGGCCAUUCUUGACUGCUGUGCAGCGGACAUGGCUGGUCGAGAGGGACGUACGAGAUUACGCACGGGGUGUUCUUCAUGUGCACGAGACCAGGCCUUGGGUCAGGACGAGCUGCUUAGGGAUCCCCCGUGUCGAAGAGGAAGAGAAGAGCCCGCGGUGGAUGGCCAUCUGGCGGCGGAUAUGGCCGAAUGAAACAGAGGGGCGUGUCUGGUGGGAUGACUGGGAGAGCUUUCCGCUUGCUUUGACGCCUGAACUGCCGAGAAAUGGUGACUUGACCUGCUUGGAGUCGAAUAGCCUCGAAGAGUUCAUCGUAUUUGACCGCGAACCAUUACCAAUCGAUGUCGUCUAG